CCAUUUUUGGAGCUGUCAGAACCAUGCCCCUAGGCCCAGCCCGAGCUUAGUUCAUUUUACUGUAGAAUGUCGCACAAGCCACAGAUGAGCUGGCAAUAGAAAUACAAAACAAAAUUUUAAGUAUUUAUUAAAAGUUAUUCCUUUUCAAAAGCAACACGCGUUAAAAACCAAAUUUGCUGUGUUACCGGUGUUAAGUGUCAACCGAGUAAUUAUUUCAUUGCGACAUCGUUUUUUUUUGUGACGCGCGAAAUCGGGAAUGCCGUCCUACAAGGAUAUUCACUUGAUGCGUGCCGGUUUCCGGCUGGCGGCCAAGAAUGGAAGCUACCGCGCCGUAGCCUCCCCAACGCUGCGUGGCUAUGCCACCAAAUGCAAGAACCCCAAGGGCGUGGUCGUUGGAAUCUAUGCCAAGGAAGGAGACAAAUCUCUCAAGACUACUAGCGGUGCAGUUCAGUUGGACGACGAGCUGGGCGGCAAGCUGAUGACCCUGAUCCGGGAGCGUGGCAUGAACGGCAAGGCCGGAAAGGGGCUGCUGUUCAGCGGAUUCGAGGGCGAGUACAGCACCGUAGCCGUUGUUGGUGUUGGACCACAGGGAGCUUCCUACAACGAGAACGAAGAGCUGGACGAGGGCAUGGAGAAUGUGCGCAUUGCUGCUGGAACCGGCGCACGUGCCCUCCAGCUCCAGGGCAUGUACGAAGUGCACGUCGACGCCAUGGACUACCCGGAGCAGGCGGCCGAGGGCGCUGCCCUGGCCGUGUGGCGCUACAACGCCAAUAAGCGCAAGAAGAACCGCACCCACACCCCCAAGCUGGACAUGUACGGCAAGGGCGAUCGCGACGCCUGGGUGCGGGGUCUGUUCAAGGCAGAGUCCCAGAAUCUGGCGCGCCGUCUGUCCGACACUCCGGCCAACAUGAUGACCCCCUCCAUCUUCGCCCAGGCCGCCGUUGACGCCCUCUGCCCUUGCGGUGUCACCGUAGAGGUCCGGUCUAUGGACUGGAUCGAGGACAUGAACCUAAACUCCUUCCUGAUGAUUGCCAAGGGAUCCUGCGAGCCGCCCCUGCUGCUGGAGUGCAGCUACUGCGGUACCGCGCCCGAGGAUCGCCCCAUACUCAUGCUGGGCCAGGGCCUGACCUUCCACAGCGGCGGUCUGUGCCUGAAGCCAAAGAAGGGUAUGGAUAAGUACCGUGGUGCCAUGGCCGGAGCCGCUGUCUGCGUGGGAGUGCUCCGCGCAGCUGCCGCCCUGUCCUUGCCUUUGAACAUCACGGCCGUAAUGCCGCUAUGCGAACACAUGCCCUCCGGCAUGGCCGUCAAGUGCGGCGAUGUGGUGACCCUUCUGAAUGGUACCACUAUGGGCAUCAAGAACGUGGGCAACGCUCCGGUCGUCCAGCUGGCCGAUCCUCUCCUGUAUGCCCAGGCCACAUUCAAGCCACGUCUCGUCGUCGACAUCGGCACCGUGGCCAUGGGCGUGAACUACGCCGUGGGCGGUGGAGCCAGCGGUCUGUGGACUACCUCGAAGUCCGUUUGGCAGAACUUCCGCAAGGCAGGCGGCCUGACUGGCGACCGCAUCUGGCGCUUCCCGCUGUUCAAGUACUACAAGCAGAUCGUGAACAACAAUAUCACCUAUGACCUCUGCAAUACCGGAAGAGGUCGUGCUAGUUCCUGCCUAGCUGCUGCUAUCCUGCACUCUCUGGUGCCCUGCGUGGACUGGGCUCAUUUGGAUAUUCGCGGCACCGGAUUGACCACCAAGGUUAAUACUCGACCCUACCUACUGAAGGACUCGAUGACCGGCCGGCCAACACGUACAGUCAUUCAAUUCAUGUACCAGAUGGCUUGCACCCAGUAACCAGAAGUAGUGUAAGAUCAGGGUUUUCCGGUUUGGAUCCCAUGUAUUCCAGAAUUUAGGUAUUUUUUUUUCGGUACGAUGUUUAAACUGUUUAAUGGCAGUGUGAGGCUCUAAUAGAAGGUUUAGUUGAUGUGCACACGCAGUAAUAAUUUUAACUAUUAAUAAUUGUUAUUUGGAAAAAUGAGUAAAUAAAUUUGUAAUUUCGA
Drosophila ananassae is the source of this 2046-nucleotide messenger RNA. RefSeq names its product cytosol aminopeptidase (gene loopin-1). Gene Ontology annotation, biological process: proteolysis. The transcript has a single exon. NCBI's taxonomy places the organism in Eukaryota, Metazoa, Arthropoda, Insecta, Diptera, Drosophilidae. Gene Ontology annotation, molecular function: metalloaminopeptidase activity; manganese ion binding. The record is from RefSeq and is a predicted model, not a curated record. Gene Ontology annotation, cellular component: cytoplasm. Bases 257 to 1840 code for a protein of 527 amino acids.